Poeciliopsis prolifica (blackstripe livebearer) is the source of this 657-nucleotide messenger RNA. RefSeq names its product prostate stem cell antigen-like. The transcript is spliced from 3 exons. Lineage: Eukaryota; Metazoa; Chordata; Actinopteri; Cyprinodontiformes; Poeciliidae. The coding region runs from base 78 to 446 and encodes 122 amino acids. The record is from RefSeq and is a predicted model, not a curated record.
ACUCAAACACACACACACCCAGACACGCAGAGCUGAACACAGCAAGUUUGACGGCAGACUGCAAACUUUAUCAGAAGAUGUUACUUAGCUUUAUGAUCCUCUUCUUCCUCUUGUCUCCAGCAACAUCUCUGCAGUGCUAUGUGUGCAGCUCCUCCACCACCAAUGAAGAAUGCAACCAGAACAGCCAGAAGUGUGGGCAGCCGCUCGACACCUGCAUGACCAUCGUGGACACUUUGGGUUACAUGAAAGCCAUCGUGAAGCAAUGUGCCAGCAGCUCCACAUGCAAGGGGGCAGCCUCCACCGCCUCAGUGGACGCAGACGGAAACGGAAACACCAUCAACUGCUGCAGCUACGACAUGUGCAACAUGAGCGCAGCGGACUCUGUUCACUCACACACGGCGCUGCUGCUGCUGACUGGAGGCGUUUUACUGCUGCUGACGCACUGAGGCCAACCAGAGGCUGGUCUAAACAAAUCAUGUAAAUACUGUAAAUCUAUGAAAAUGUAUUUUAUAUAUAUAAAUAUAUAUUCUAAGAUGUAUCACAAGUACAGGUGUAAAAAUUGUAAUGUAAAUCAUCCUUCAUGCCUUAUUUAUGACAAAGACACUCAUUAAAAUGUGAACAUGACAACAACAAAUUGCAAAUUGCAACUAAAUCAAA